AUGAAGUUUGCACAUUCUUUAAAAUUCAAUGCUGUACCUGAAUGGUACUAUUUAAAAUAUUCGACAUUGAAAAAAACAAUAUAUGAAUUACAACAAGAUCAAAUAGCAUAUAAUGGAAACCAAGAUCAAGGUUAUAUCGUUGGUAAAGAAACAACAACAGUAACUGAGUUGGUGGAUCACUUUGAAGCCAAUUAUUCACCGUCGUCAAAGCAUAGUAGUAGCAGUGGUGGUAAUGAUGACUCCAUUGAAGAAAGUUCAAGUAGUGAUUCUGAUGCCAAGAUAAACUCAAAUGAAGGAAUGAAGAAUCGAUUAGCCAAGAAACUUAACUUGUUGCAAAAACUCAAAAAGAAUAAACCAUUUUUGAAUAGCGCUAAUAGUAGUAGUGCUAGUGAUAUUGAAUUAAAUCAUAUUGAUCUUGAACAAAAUGAUAAAGAUGGAAAAGAAGUUGGUGGAAAUGGAGAUAUUCAUUCGUAUUCUGCUGAAGUUGUCAGUUUGUCAAAUGAUACAUCUUCUUUUACCAACGAUAACGACGUCAUUACACAUUUUAUCAACGACCCUAACGAAUCCUUUGCAAAUCCAAAUUCGUUAGAAUUUGAUCCAUUGCAUGUAUUUACCAAGCAAUUGUUGGUUGAAUUGACCAAGAUUAAUGACUUUUAUAAAGGUAUUGAAAAGGAUAUCUUUGAUCAAUAUAAUCAAUUGAAUAGUGAAAGUGAGCAGCUUCGUAUCAAGCAUGCAUUGGAGUCUGAACCAGAGAUCAGACAUACUCACAGCAGUAGCAUAGAACAUCAUCAUAGUCAUGAUACAGAACAUCAACACGCUGAUUUGGAAAAACAAAGUGUCACAGUACAAGUUGUACAUGACGAUUCAGAUGAGGAAGAAGAAGAAGAUGAUAAAAAUAGUAAUACCGACUCGGUAUUACUUGAUGAAGCUCAUUUCAAUGAAAAUCACAAGUACUCAGUCACCAAAAAGAAACAGUGUUUGGCAAUGUAUAUUCGAUUAUCGGAAUUGAAAUCAUAUAUCGAAUUAAAUCGAGUUGGAUUUGCCAAAAUUUGUAAAAAGUUUGACAAAGUUUGUGGGUACUCUAUAACUCAAGACUUUUGUCAAUACUUUUUACCAUUACAUUCAUAUGUUUUCCAGCCACACACGAUUGAAACUAUCGACACCAAACUUGAUCAGGUUGUUCGAAUCUAUGCAUUUUCAUUGGGUAAAUUAUACUCCCAUUCUACCAAACACGACUUAGAACCAAUCAAAAAUGAAUUAAGAUCACAUUUACGUGAUCACAUUGUCUUUGAAAGAAAUACCGUUUGGAAAGACUUGUUAUCAUUGGAAAAACGGUCAUACAAUUUAGACUUGGAUGAAAAUGCUGUACAAAGUAGCAAAAUUGGCGAAGAGGGUAAUGUCCCCAAUUCAUUGAUGAAGAUGAAGAUGACGGAAAUUGAACUUCCCAAAUAUCUUGGUGGGAAAAAGGUAUCAGUUCCCGCAUUUUUACUCACAACUCAAAUUCUAAAAAUCAUCACUACAGCAGUAGUGUUUGCCAUUUUAAUGUCAAUAAAGACUUUUAAUGAUCCAGUACAAGGAAGAAGUUUAGCUGUGCUCGUUGCUUGUGCCAUGUUGUGGGCAUCAGAGGCUAUUCCAUUACAUACCACCGCCAUGUUUGUUCCAUUGCUUGUUGUCACAUGUAAAAUUUGUAAAGUAAGUGGUUCUGAUGAACCAAUGACGGCUCCUGAUGCUGCGCUGUAUAUCCUUGGUACAAUGUGGAACUCAACCAUUAUGAUUUUACUUGGUGGAUUUACCCUUGCUGCUGCAUUAUCAAAGUAUAAUUUGGCCAAAAUUCUUUCAUCUUGGAUCUUGGCUGCUGCUGGAACCAAACCAAGAAAUAUCAUUCUCGCCAAUAUGAUAAUAUCCAUGGUUCUUUCCAUCUUUUUGUCAAAUACCGCUGCUCCUGUCAUUGCAUUGAGUUUGGUAAGACCAAUGCUUAAAACCAUUCCAUCAGACCAUCCAUUCACAAAAGCAUUAAUCUUGGGUAUAGCAUUUGCUUCCAAUUGUAGUGGUAUGCUGUCACCUAUCAGUUCUCCACAAAAUGUCAUUGCAUUACAAGAAAUGACUCCAGAUCCAGGUUGGCAAAUGCUCGAAGUUAGUUUACCAACUACAAUCGUUGCCGUGUUCUUUAUUUGGUUGUUGCUUAUAUCAACAUUCAAAAUCAAUACUCUCAAAUUGGCCAAAAUUUCACCAAUUAGAGAAAAAUUAACCACCAAGCAAUAUUUUGUACUUUUAGUUGCAAUUAUUACUAUUCUUUUAUGGUGUGUGAUUGAAAAAAUACAAGUCAAUUGGGGUUCAAGUGGUAUUGUUACUUGUUUUGCAUAUGUAAUGUUUUUCGCCACAGGUUUACUUACAAUCGACGACUUGAAUAAUUUUCCUUGGUCUAUUAUUGUCUUGGCAAUGGGUGGUAUAGCCUUAGGUAAAGCAAUUGGUUCAUCUGGACUUUUGUCAACCAUUGCCAUUGCAUUGCAAAAACGUAUCAUGGACUAUAGUGCUUAUGUUAUUUUGCUUAUCUUUGGAAUCAUUGUUCUUGUGUUUGCCACAUUCGUAUCCCAUACAGUUGCUGCAUUAAUUAUUGUCCCAUUAGUUAAAGAAGUUGGUGACUCUUUACCAAAACCACAUCCAAAUUUGUUGAUUUUAGGUACUGCUUUGAUUGCUUCUUGUGCAAUGGCAUUACCCACUUCAGGAUUCCCCAAUGUGACUGCAAUUAGUAUGAGGGAUGAAUUGGGAAGACCAUACUUAACAGUUAAUGAGUUUAUUUCAAGAGGUGUGCCAGCAUCUAUCAUUGCAUAUUUGUGUGUGAUUACCAUUGGAUAUGGAGUUAUGUCAUCAAUUGGUUAUUAG
Lodderomyces orthopsilosis Co 90-125 is the source of this 2883-nucleotide messenger RNA. It is a transcript of the gene PHO87, whose product is annotated as SPX domain-containing inorganic phosphate transporter. Gene Ontology annotation, cellular component: membrane. Gene Ontology annotation, biological process: monoatomic anion transmembrane transport; polyphosphate metabolic process; phosphate ion transport. The record is from RefSeq and is a predicted model, not a curated record. The transcript has a single exon. Lineage: Eukaryota; Fungi; Ascomycota; Pichiomycetes; Serinales; Debaryomycetaceae. Bases 1 to 2883 code for a protein of 960 amino acids. Gene Ontology annotation, molecular function: phosphate transmembrane transporter activity.